AUGCCAUCCGUGAUCAUCUGUGUCGCUUGUAAUCGACAUUUUUGCUGGAAUCAUUUUUGUGAACAUCGUGAAACCUAUGGAAAAUAUGUGGAUGAUGCUCGUAAUCAUCAACAACCUUUAUCCAAAUGUUUGGUCGAAUUUGAACAAAUUGAAAACAAACUUCGUUCGAGUAUCGACAAUUGGGAACGCCAAGCAGUUGAAGAUACUCGUCAAUCAGCCGACGACGCGAGAAAAACAUUAGAAAAUCUCAUCAAAAAUUAUCGAUCUCAUUUCGAGGAUGAAUCAUCGACUAUAAUAGAUAGCAGAUCAACACAUCGAGAUGCUCAAUUAGUUCGAUUGGAAAAAUUACAAAAUGAAUAUGUUCAUUCAUUGGAAAGUAUACAUAUUGUUCCACAUUAUAAUCAAAAACGUACAUUGGAAAUUGAAACAAUAAGUCCAAUAAAAGAAAGCUUUUCGUCAAAUCUAUGGAAAGAAGUGUCACCAAUUUGCGAUCCCAACAUGCCCAAGACACGAUUAGGCAAACGCCUCAUUGAGGAACCCCUAGCAGAAAGUUCAGUUGGCAAUUAUUGGGCAAUAGGUGCCUCAGAUGAAUAUUUACUGGCACAAGAAUAUGAAAAUAAGCAAUUGACAUUAUUUGAUCGACAUGGUAAACGAGGUAUAUCAAUGACUUGGCACUAUGAUGUGGUGGAGAGUGCUAUCGAUUUAAUUCAGAUCAGUUCUUGGAAUUUUCAGCAGCGAUGGUCAAGUCCUGUAACGUGUCGUGCAAAUGAAUUCAUCACAUGCAUUCAAUUAAAUUCAAAAGAUCAACUUGCUUUGAGUAUUCAAGAUGAAAACAAUCCACUCAAUCGACAAUUUCGUUUCGAACUUCGAGAUCUUACUCUUAAUACUCUACAUACUAUUUUCCUCGAUACGGACUCGGGUAUAUUCUCACGUAUGACUCCAUUACCUGAUGGUUAUUGGGCUUUAUUGAAUGUAGAUAACAAUUUAGUUUUUAUUCUCGAUGAAGAAGAAAAAGGUCUAUUAGAGCAAACACGUGUUUUACUUUGGUUGAAAAUGUCUAGUAAUGCAUUGAUUACUGGUGCUGCACAAGAUAUUGGACGUGCAAUUGCUUUUCGAUUAGCGAAAUAUAGUUUUAAUGUCGCUGUCAAUGAUAUUGAAAAGAAUUCUUUCAAACUUAAUCAAGUUAAACAGGAGAUCGAAAAUAUUGGAAGAAAGUCUGUUGCUAUUAUUGCUGAUGUUUCUCAAGAUAAACAAGUUCAAUCAAUGAUGAACAAUGUCAGAGAAAAACUUGGCAACUUAACGUAA
Molecule: messenger RNA, 1305 nt
Organism: Rotaria sordida
Lineage: Eukaryota; Metazoa; Rotifera; Eurotatoria; Philodinida; Philodinidae
Source: the annotation of a GenBank genome assembly